AUGCAGUCUGGCAUUUCUGCCUCCCAGGAGCUUGUCUCCCAGUUCAACACCCUCCUCGGCAGCGACAAACACUUCGGCCUUCUCGUCACUAUCGACAACGAGACCCUCGCUCCCGUCCAGUUCCUCCCCAAGUCCUCCGACUCGUUCGACGACAACCUGUCCGCCCUCCAGCCGCACCUCAAGCCCAACGAAGCCCUCUAUGCCCUCCUCCGCCGCUAUGAUACCGCUCCUCGCCUGACGGCCGUCACAUACGUCCCCGACUCCGCCAAGGUCCGCCAGAAGAUGCUCUUCGCCUCCACCCGCCUGACUCUCGUCCGUAAGCUGGGCUCCGAGCACUUCCGCGAGUCCAUCUUCGCCACCACCCCAGAGGAGCUUUCUGCCCAGGGCUUCGUCAAGCACGAUGCCCACACCGAGCUUGAGGCCCCUCUCACUGAGGAGGAGCGUAGUCUCGGUGCAGUCAAGCAGGCUGAGGCCGAGGCGAGCACCGGCACGGGAACCCGCGAGAUCCAUCUUAGCAAGACUCUCGCCAUGCCUAUCGCCGAGGACGCUCUCGCUGCCAUGAAGGACCUGAACGGCGGUCGUACGCUGGUCAUGUUGAAAAUCAACCCGGAAAAGGAAUCCGUCGAGCUCGUCCCUUCUUCCGAAAGCCCCUCCAGCAUCACCGAACUCACCCAGACCAUCUCCUCCACCGAGCCUCGCUUCACCUUUUACCGCUUCACCCACACCCACAACGGCGCCGAGUCGAGCCCCCUGCUCUUCAUCUACACCUGCCCCGUCACUCCCGGCAACAAGGCCAUCAAGAACCGCAUGCUGUACCCGCUCAUGAAGCGCGCCGUGCUCGAGAUUGCGACCAGCGAGGCCGGCCUGACGCUGGACAAGAAGCUCGAGGUCGAGGAGCCCAGCGAGGUCACCGAAGACUCGGUCCUGGCCGAGCUGCAUCCCAAGGUGACGGCCAGACAAGGCUUCAGCAGACCCAAGCGUCCCGGAAGAUAA
Colletotrichum chrysophilum is the source of this 993-nucleotide messenger RNA. RefSeq lists its product as uncharacterized. The transcript has 3 exons. Gene Ontology annotation, cellular component: actin filament; cytoplasm. The coding region runs from base 1 to 993 and encodes 330 amino acids. The record is from RefSeq and is a predicted model, not a curated record. Gene Ontology annotation, biological process: actin filament depolymerization; barbed-end actin filament capping. Gene Ontology annotation, molecular function: actin monomer binding; actin filament binding. NCBI's taxonomy places the organism in Eukaryota, Fungi, Ascomycota, Sordariomycetes, Glomerellales, Glomerellaceae.